Ostrinia furnacalis (Asian corn borer) is the source of this 4474-nucleotide messenger RNA. RefSeq names its product satellite-binding protein 1 Dp1 (gene Dp1). The coding region runs from base 171 to 3962 and encodes 1263 amino acids. Gene Ontology annotation, molecular function: mRNA binding. Lineage: Eukaryota; Metazoa; Arthropoda; Insecta; Lepidoptera; Crambidae. The record is from RefSeq and is a predicted model, not a curated record. The transcript is spliced from 17 exons.
CGUGUUAAGAAUAGAAAUAAUCUGUGGAAGACAUCUUUCUCCUCGCGGCAGCACUGGGAGAAAGACUAGCUGGCCCUGGCGUCCUCAGGAUAGUCAUUCAGGUUGAUUAGCUGCAGUACGUACGUACUGUAACGACUUGGCGCGGACAAGGACUGCUGGAGGAGACUAAAAUGAUGCAUCAGCAAUCCAUGAUGGUUGGAGAUAUGUUACCCGUUCACCCUGAAAUACCUGUCCAUGGCGAAGAAAUGAACAACGUUGGGUACGACACGAGUGGGUCGUACGCUUAUGACGACCUGUUUCCUGCGCUCCCGCACUCGCAGCCGCCAGUGCAGAGAAACAUCCAGCAGGUCACCAAUAAACUUCGUGUUGGCUCAUCUUUGCACACUCAAGUAUUCCAUGUGCCAUACGAAGAAAGAAAGCUGGACAAUGCUAACACUUUUGGAGAGGGUGAAUCGCUGAGAACAUGUCAGGCAAUCACUAAAGAUACUGGUGCCCACAUUGAGAUCUCUACCAGCAAAGACGGAAGCCUCACGUUCCUUAUCACCGGCAAGCACAGUGCCGUUCUUGAAGCUCGGCGUCAAAUUUUGACCCAUUUCCAACAACAAGCUAGUAAGCAAAUUGCGAUUCCUAAAGAACAUCAUCGCUGGAUUCUGGGAAAACAAGGCCAAAAGCUGAAAGAUCUGGAGAAAGUCACUGCAACUAAAAUUAGUGUGCCAGGGAUUGCUGACAAUAGCGAAACUAUCACUAUCACUGGGACUAAGGAAGGUAUUGAAAAGGCUGAACACGAGAUCAGGGUCUGUUCAGAAGAGCAGUCUCGUAAAGCUCUCGAGCGAAUCACCAUUCCAAAAACCUAUCACCCCUUCAUCCAAGGUCCUUAUGGCGAGCGUGCACAAGCCCUCAGUGCUGAAACUGGUGCUCGCAUCCAUAUCCCUCCCGCGUCCACGCAAAGUGACGAAAUUGUUAUCGCCGGUGAGAAAAAUGGAGUUUUGGCAGCUAAGGCGCAAAUUGAACAGAUCUAUGAAGACAUGGUCAAGAAAUGUUCAACGGUUCGGGUAGAAGUACCCAAAUCGCAGCAUAAGUAUGUUAUUGGUGCUCGUGGCACAACAAUUCAGGAGAUUCUUAAAGAGACUGGUGUCUCUGUUGAAAUGCCUCCACCUGAUUCCCCUACUGGCACUAUAACUCUUCAUGGACCCCACAACAAAAUUGGCCUGGCUCUAUCUAAGGUAUGUGAAAAAGCGAACUCUGUUAAAACUGCCACUGUUGAUGCCCCAACAUGGAUUCAUAAAUACAUCAUUGGGAAGAAUGGAUCCAACAUUAAGAAGCUCACCCAAGAUUUCUCCAAGGUUCAUGUAGACAUUACUCAUUCUGAAGAUAAAGUAAAAAUCGAUGGUCCCCCUGAAGAAGUAGAGCGUGCCCAAGUGGAACUUGAUGACUUUGUUAAAAACCUGCUUGCAACUCUCACUUAUGUUGAACUCUCCGUUGACCCGAAAUUCUUCAAACACAUUAUUGGCAAAAGUGGAUCGAACAUUAACAGACUGAAAGAUGAGACUGGUGUAGUUAUUAAUAUUAUUGAAAACGAAAAUAACAACGUAAUUCGCAUCGAGGGUAGCCACCAGGGUGUGGCCGAUGCCGAAAGAGAACUUAGGGAGAUGGUAAUGAAGCUUGAAAACGAAAGAACGAAAGAAGUUUAUGUCGAUCACAGAUACAUUAAAUCACUCAUUGGAGUCAGAGGAGAGAAAAUUAAGGAAAUCCGUGAAAAGUUUGAUCGCGUUCUUAUCUCCCUGCCUGAUCAAGGCCAAAAGAGGAGCCCAAUCAAACUGAGAGGUCCACAGGAAGAUAUCGAGAAAUGUGAGAAGUUCCUCCACAAACUAUUGAAAGAAAUCGCUGAAUCGUCAUACGUUCAAGAGGUGCCCAUUUUCAAGCAAUUCCAUAAGUUUAUUAUCGGCAAGGGUGGCGCUAAUCUGAGGAAAAUUCGUGACGAGACGCAAACUCAGAUAGAUCUCCCGGCUGAAGGGGACGACAGUGACGUCAUCACCGUUCGUGGCAAACGCGAGAACGUGGAGGAGGCCGUCAAGAGGAUACAGCAAAUCCACAACGAGAAGGCGAAUAUCGUAACGGAGGAGGUGACGAUUCCCCCUAAAUAUUACAAUUCGUUGAUCGGUGCGGGUGGUAAACUUAUUCAUUCCAUAAUGGAGGAGUGCGGCGGUGUGCUUAUAAAGUUCCCGCCGGCGGAGAGCGACAGCGACAAGGUGGUGAUCAAGGGGCCAGUGGAGGAUGUAGAGAAAGCCAAGCAGCAGCUGCUGGCGCACGCGUCGGAGCGCGAGCUGACGUCACACACGGCGCACGUGCGCGCCAAGCCCGAACACCACAAGUUCCUCAUCGGCAAAAAUGGUGCUAAUAUUAAAAAGAUUCGCGAGCAGACUGGCGCUCGUAUAAUCUUCCCGACUGAGAAGGACGAGGACAAAGAAGCUAUUUUCAUUAUUGGGCGCGAGGAGCAAGUGGAGGCAGCUCGCAAGCAACUCGAGGCAGCUGUGGCCGAGAUCAGCAACGUGUCGGAAGGCGAGAUGUCGGUGGCCGCACGUCACCACCGACACUUCGUUGCGCGUCGCGGCGAAGUGUUGCGACGUAUCGCCGACGACUGCGGCGGUGUGCAGAUCUCUUUCCCGCGCCAGGGCGUCAAUAGCGACCGCGUGGUGCUGAAGGGACCCAAGGACUGCAUCGAGGCCGCUAAGGCUCGCAUCAACGAAAUUAUCGAAGAUUUGGAAGCCAAGGUGACAAUUGAAUGCGUGAUUUCACAAAGGCAUCACCGCACCGUGAUGGGUGCUCGCGGUGCCAAAGUGAAGGAUAUCACGGCAGAGUUCGAUGUACAAAUUAAGUUCCCCGAGCGCGACACGUCGGAAGCCGCCGACAUCCCCGUUAAGAAUGGGGAUGAGAACGCGGAGCCCGGUGUGAAUGAUAUCAUCAGAAUAACUGGGCGGCCUGAAAACUGCGAGGCGGCUAAGAAGGCUUUGCUGGAACAAGUGCCAAUAACCAUUGACGUGGAAGUCCCCAAUCACCUUCACAAGCUACUCUCUGGCCCAAGGAGGAGAGAACUGAUGCAGACCUACGAUGUCCAUAUCUUGCUGCCGUCUAGCAAUGACCCUCCUAGCGACCUGGUCAAGGUCACUGGUACUCCAACUAAUGUUGAAAAAGCCAAACAGGCACUGACUGAGAAGAUUGUUGAAUUGGAGGAAGAGCAAAAAGAUAGAGAACUCAGGUUAUUUGAGCUGACAUUCAAAGUAGAUCCUGAGUACCACCCCCUUGUUAUUGGGAAAGGCGGUUCAGUGAUUACGAAAAUUCGCACGGACUAUGGGGUGCAAAUAAACCUUCCCAAGCGCGGAGAAGCGAACGACGACACCAUCACAAUAACGGGAUACGAGGACAAGGCCAUCCAGGCCAAGGAAGCUAUCAUGGCUAUUGUCCACCAACUUGAUAACCAAUACCGCGAAGAGGUAGACAUCGAUCCUCGCGUACACCGACGAUUAAUCGGACUCCGCGGCAAGAACAUCAGGCGUAUAAUGGACGACUACAAGGUGGACAUCCGAUUCCCGAACUCGAACGCCAGGCAAGGCGACGACAGCAUCGUCGUCAUCACCGGCGACGAGGAUAACGUCCUCGAUGCUAAAGACCAUCUUCUGAAUUUGGCAGAAGAAUAUUUGCAAGACGUGGCCGACCACCGAUACCAGCGACCGGCCGGCCCAUCGCUGGGCGACUUCGGCGACGUGUUGAACACGGACAACGGAGCCGGCGCCAACGCGGCCGCGGGCGCCGGGCCCACCAGCGGCUUCGUGGUGAAGGGCGGGCCGUGGGAGCAGCGCGCGCCCGACACGGCGUCCACGCACGAGUUCCCCACGAUGCCCGGCGCCACUCGCGCGCCGCCCGCCGCGCAGCCCUCGCCCGCGCCCUGGGGCCCGCGCCGCUGAACCCCCCUCCCCCCUCCUCGCCCCUCCCCGACUCGCGGUGCCGUGUCUUUAUUAUUACGAUAACAUAUUUGUAUAACUAUAUUAUAUUAUACGUGUUUUAAGAAGUCUGCCGGUAGAAUAGAAAUGAUUAUGCCACGUCUGCAUCCCUCGGUGAGCGACGCUCGAUGCGAUCGUUCGACCCGUUUACCGCAGCGAGCCGCGCUCUCGACGCUCCCGCUGCGCGAUUGUGAUCGAUCCGCGUUCCCGUGACUGAAUUUGUAACGAUGUAAUAUCGAAUUAGGAAUCUACAUAAUAUUUAACGAUCGAUUAGAAGGUGUCUGUAUAUCAUACAUUCUUUGUAUGUAUCCAGUGAACUCCUACUUAUCGAUAUAAUAUUUUCGCAAUGAAAUUAGGCUGAUCGAUUUUAUUAAGUUUUAAUUAGUAUUCAUUAUCGCCAUGUUGUUAUUGUAAUAAUGUAAUGAUGAAUUUUGUUUUUUUUUUAUAUCAAAAAUGCCAUUGACUUCCUUGUUGAU